Molecule: messenger RNA, 1128 nt
Organism: Lodderomyces pseudojiufengensis
Lineage: Eukaryota; Fungi; Ascomycota; Pichiomycetes; Serinales; Debaryomycetaceae
Product: mRNA splicing protein
Exons: 1
Coding region: 1-1128 (375 amino acids)
Biological process (GO): mRNA splicing, via spliceosome
Cellular component (GO): Prp19 complex; catalytic step 2 spliceosome; precatalytic spliceosome
Molecular function (GO): protein binding
Source: RefSeq, a predicted model, not a curated record
AUGACAACUACCACAUACCAACAUCUAAUCACAGACGAUGUUGACGAUGCAUUAUCUGAUGCAAUUUAUAAGAAUUCAAAAUUGGAUUAUUUAUUUUCCUUAAAUGACGAAGUAGAAGAAUCAUCUUUAAUUGCAACAAAUACAUCACAAGAUCAAGAGAUUGAAAAAUCAACUUAUCAACCACAAUGGAAACUACUACGUACUUUGGCUGGAGCACAUCAAGGGUGGGUUAGAGCAAUAGCCCUUGAUGAAGUGACUAAUAAAUGGUUUGCAACUGGGUCUGCUGAUUCUACUAUUAAGAUUUGGGAUUUAGCAUCACUGAAUUUAAAAACUACAUUAACCGGACAUAUUAUGGGAGUAAGAUCUUUAGUCAUGUCAAAGAAAUUUCCAUAUUUGUUUUCAGGAGCAGAAGAUAAGACUUUAAGAUGUUGGGAUUUAGAACGACUGAAUCAAAUUGAAGGUUGUCAAAUUAAAAACUUUUAUGGUCAUGUUGGUGGAAUAUAUGCAUUAGCAUUACAUGAAGAUCUAGAUAUACUUUUAAGUGGAGGUAGAGAUGCAGUAGUAAGAAUUUGGGAUAUUAAUACAAGUACAGAAAUAGCUCAAUUGAGUGGACAUACAGAUGAUAUCACCUCCAUACAUACUAAUUCAUAUGAUCCACAAGUUUUUACAUCAUCUAUGGAUGGAACUAUUAGAUUAUGGGAUUUGAGAAAUCAAAAAACAGAAGUUUGUAUUACUCAACAUUCUAAAAGUAUAAGAUCAAUGGCGAAAAAUCCAAAAGAAGCAACUUUUAUAUCUGGUGAUUCUAAUGGUAACAUCAAACAAUGGCUUUUACCAAAUGGUGAACUAAUAAAUAAUUUUGAACGAAAUAGAGAUCAAAAAAGUGAAAAUAAAAUCAUUAAUUCAUUAUGUAUUAAUCCUAUAACUAAUACUUUAUUUACUGGGUAUGAUAAUGGUAGAAUUGAAUUUCAUGAUUAUAUUCUGGGACAACUUGUUCAACAAGGUGCAACACCGUCAUUACCUGGUUCCGAAGGGUCUGCGAUUUACGCUUCGACAUUUGAUAUGUCUGGUUUGAGAUUGAUAACUGGUGAAGGUGAUAAAAGUAUUAAAAUUUGGGGUGAAGCUAAUUGA